AUGUCAGUAUUGCCAGCUGAGUUAGAUAUGUGCGAAGAUGCAAGGUCGAGGUUCACACAUACCAAAGCUUUAUUUGAGCAGUUAGAGCGAGGCGAGCAAUCGCAGUAUUAUUUAUCUCCUCGAAGCUCCCGACCACAGCCUCCACCAUUGCCACCAAAACCCGGCAUGCAGUUUCCCACUUCACCAUUAUCACAGGUGGCACGCAAUUUUUCGGAAUUAGUAUCUGACUUGGAUCGACUGUCAAAAACACAUUCUGAACAAACUUCAGUGGUCGACAGCACUGACCCCAUCAAUUGCUCAAUGUCAAAAUUGGAUUCAUUAUCCACCAAAAAGAUUGGUUAUGAACCGUACUGGCGUGAUCCAUUAUUCUAUAAACGACGAUACGGUGGCUUAGAAAAUAUUUCUACCAGUGAAUCAACUGACGGUGAAAAUCAAGAAGGUAUUGGCACAGCCUUACAUGACGAAAGUGAUAAGGAACAAAUAAUGAAGCAUACAACGUACGCACUGGUAAAAAGUCGUAAAUCAGAAAGUGAGGAUGUUGUUCAAAUCCAAGAUAACGUCGCAGGAAGUUGUGAGCUCAAUGUGCCUCUGGAGGAUUGCUCGAUGAGCUCGAAGAAUGACUUCAAUGAGGAUUUUUCGGGUGUUGCAGAAGUGAUUCGAGGAUUAUCUCCUGAAGUCGAUGUUGUCGGACGAAAAGUGUCAUUUAGUACCGCACCGAUUAAAGUUUUUUCAACUCAUAGUAUCGUGGAUUAUGACCGUCGAAACGACGAGAUUGAUCCGGUGGCAUCUUGUGCUGAGUACGAACUGGAACGACGUCUAGAUAAGAUGCAAAUAUUUGAUGUACAUUUGGAAAAGGGAGCCGAGGGACUUGGAGCACUUUUUUUGAUUUCACUUGUUGCUGUUUCUAUCAUCGGUAUGGGAGUGGGUGCUGAUUCUGGUUUGGAAAAAUUAGGUAUAUUUGUGAAGAGUAUCACUCCUGGUGGAGCUGUUCAUCGCAAUGGUCAAAUUCGUGUUUGUGAUCAAAUCGUAAGCGUUGAUGGCGUCAGUUUAGUAGGCGUAAGUCAGAUUUUUGCUGCUGAAACACUUCGAGCUACAGGGCGAAAGGUGAUUUUUACAAUAGGUCGGGAAGAAGACUUAGAAGAGAGUGAAGUUGCCCAACUUAUCAGGCAGUCACUUGAAGCUGAUCGUUUGCGAGAAGGGGAAGAGUUGGGUGAUGAUGAAGCCGAUAGCGAUGAUAGUGAUGAACCGGCGAUUUUGGAAGAGCGAAAAAUCAGGAAACGUAUAGCUGAUCUUGAAAUGGAACUAAGCGAAUCACAAAAAAAGACUGAUCAGAUGAAGGAAAUUUUGGAAAGCUCACGAGCACACUAUGCCAUGCUGGAGAGUAAAUAUGAGCAAGCAAAUCAGUUGUUACGAAGUUAUCAAGAAAGAGAAAAAGAACUACUAGAGCGUGAAGAGGCUCACGUGGAUCAGUUGCGACAAAAAGAUGCCCAUUAUAGUGCUCUUGUAAGUCAACUAAAAGAAAGAAUUGAAGAACUGGAAAAAAAGCUGGAUGAAAUGGCACAGCGACGUACAACAGUAAUGGAAGGUGAACUGUCAGAGUUGAAGGAACAGCUAGCAGCUCGAGACGUUAGUCCUGCUCUCGCGUACAAACCCACCGGUUCGAUAGAUCACACUUCCACAAAAACUUCUAAAAUGCUUGCUAUCAAAGCAACCAGUUUGUCUGGUAAAUCACCAUCAACCUCAGCAUAUCGUCGUAUUGUUGGAACUGAUAGCGCAUGUGAGAGUGCACCUGAAGAUGCAUCUGAUGAACAUAAAUCUUCCCGAGAUAGUCCUGUACCACGAAUUUCUGAGCCUGCAAGUCCUGCGAUACCCCAUAAGUUUGCUCAUAGACGGAUAUUAUUCCCUUUGAGGAGACGUUACAUUACAAUUUCAGCGGAGCAUGAAUUCUGGCGUGAAACGUUUCACUCUAUUCAGGGGCUCCAGGUACUUCAUUGGACGUGUGAUGAUGUUUGUCAGUUGCUUAUACAAAUGGGUUUGGAUAAAUAUAUUCCUGAAUUCACAGUUAAUCAGGUCAAUGGUACCAAAUUUUUGGAUAUGGAUGGGAACAAACUAAAGGCAAUUGGUAUUCAAAAUCAUUCCGAUCGUGCUGUGAUCAAAAAAAAGAUCAAGGCUAUCAAAUCAAAAAUUGAACGGGAGCGGAAGCAGCUGGAAAAAGAAAGUAGAUUGAGAACAGUUGCGCCUGUACAUUAG
Molecule: messenger RNA, 2250 nt
Organism: Thelazia callipaeda (thelaziosis nematode)
Lineage: Eukaryota; Metazoa; Nematoda; Chromadorea; Rhabditida; Thelaziidae
Source: the annotation of a GenBank genome assembly